Messenger RNA from Thlaspi arvense, 522 nucleotides. NCBI's taxonomy places the organism in Eukaryota, Viridiplantae, Streptophyta, Magnoliopsida, Brassicales, Brassicaceae. The record is from the annotation of a GenBank genome assembly.
AUGAACAUGGCAGAGCAGGCGGCAUGGGAUGUUGCGAAGGAGAAAGGGGUGGACCUAGUGGUGGUGAACCCGGUGCUGGUAGUCGGGCCACUGUUGCAACCCACUGUCAAUGCCAGCAUCAUUCACAUUCUCAAGUACCUUAACGGUUCCACCAAGAACUACACCAAUGCCGUCCAAGGCUACGUGCAUGUGGAGGACGUGGCACGGGCCCACAUUCUGGUCUACGAGACUCCCUCCGCCUCCGGCCGCUACUUAUGCGCCGAGAGGGUGCUUCAUCGGGGAGAUGUGGUGGAAAUUCUGGCCAAGUUCUUUCCGGAGUAUCCCAUUCCCUUGAAGAGCAAGGAUGAAACAAAGCCGAGGCUGAAACCAUACAAGUUCUCGAACCAAAAGCUGAAGGACUUGGGUUUGCAGUUCACGCCGGUGGAGCAGGCAUUGCAUGAGACAGUCAAGAACCUGCAAGAGAAGGGCCACCUCGCAGUACCCAUGCAGAAUGAUGAAUCUAAUCUCCGAAUCCAGUCUUAA